Volvox carteri f. nagariensis is the source of this 882-nucleotide messenger RNA. RefSeq names its product molecular chaperone (gene dnj46). Gene Ontology annotation, cellular component: cytoplasm. The coding region runs from base 1 to 882 and encodes 293 amino acids. Gene Ontology annotation, biological process: protein refolding. NCBI's taxonomy places the organism in Eukaryota, Viridiplantae, Chlorophyta, Chlorophyceae, Chlamydomonadales, Volvocaceae. The transcript has 7 exons. The record is from RefSeq and is a predicted model, not a curated record.
AUGACAAGGGCAGCACGUCGAAGGAUAUCUUGGCCCCGGGGGGGCGGCCUGAAGUGUCUCCUUCAGAAUGCUCGCGGUAGUGGCAACGCGGUCCUUGGGCACCUCAAGGAGAAACCUGUGUCCGGCUGCCAGCUGCCCUGUAAUGCUAGCGCUGGAUUGCCGACUUGUCCUCAUCCCUGUCGCGCUGCGUUGCGACGAGGUCGGCGGGCAACCGUGGUGUGCAAUGCCGCGGCGAAGAAUUUCUACGAUAUCUUGGGCGUCAGUCCGACUGCAUCAGAGCGGGACAUUAAAUCCGCAUAUCGCAAAUUAGCCAUGAAGCUGCAUCCAGACGUCAAUAAGGCGCCAGACGCUCAAAAGCGCUUCAUGGAAGUCAAGGUAGCGUACGAAACGCUUUCGGACUCCAAGCAGCGCGGCGAGUACGACAGGCGGCUUCGUAUGGAUGACCUUGUUCGCGAGCUCGAAAAGGAGUUUACGGCGUGGGUUAACGAGCGAGACAGGAGCGGUAAAAGUAAGAGCCUACUCGAAGAGCUCGAGGACAUUGGCGAGGAGCUGUUGGACUUCCUAGAGGAGACAUUGGGUAUAAAGGAUGAGAAACCCGAAUCGAGGGCAUCGGGGGGAUCAGGCGCCACCUCCCAGAACGCCCCACCGCGAGACACGCGGUCAGCUGCAGAGCGUUUCGAUGACAUUUGGAGGCAGUACGGCGAUGGUGCGACGCCCGGCUAUAGUACCAGCAGCACUGGUCGCAGCUCCACAACGGCUGGAAACAGCGCCACCAAGGCUGGGAACAGUAAUACUGCCUCCGGAACAAAGAAGGACGCUUCAAGCGGCAGCCAGCGCCGAGAGGGAAGUUCGUCGUCGUCCUCGACCAGUUCUAAUGGGUAG